AUGGCUACCCGACGACACCGGGCCAACUCGCCUGAAUUCCCCAUCCUCGAUGCAAAUGCCCUGUAUGCAAGCAGCAUCCGUGGCGAUGGCAACUGCCUGUUCAACGCCCUGUCCGACCAGCUCUACGGCCACCAAGACAUGCACGAGGUCCUGCGUGCCACCACCAUCGAGCACAUGAGGGAUUGUGCAGACUUUUACCGCCAGUACAUGGCCGUCAAUAAUGUGCGGAGAAAUCCCAAACGCAAGACGGCUGCUGCUGCUGCUGCCAAUGCCGCCACCAAGCGUCUCGACACCACCUACUACACUGAAGAGCAACUGCAGCAGCAGUUUGACCAUCAUGUAGAGAAGAUGGGUCAGCCUGGCGAGUGGGCAGACAACAUGGAAGUCUCGGCCUUUGCCUCUGCUCUCAAUGUCAAUGUCCGCCUGUGGCAGGCAGACUAUACCUACCUCUUCUCUCCACGCACCACCUCUGCAUCCAAUGUUGAUCCCGCUGCCGAUGACAAACGCCAGACCCUCCACAUUGCCUACCAUACUUGGGAGCACUAUUCCUCUGUCCGUAAUAUCGCCGGCCCGCACACUGGCAUCCCAAAUGUCAACGUAGUGCCAAAGCCAAUGUCCAAAAAGCGUCCGAGUCCUAGUGUCGAUGGUGACGAUGACGACCAACGCCAGCGCUCACGAAAGCGUCGCUCCCCCUUACCUCUGUUCGACUCCGAUUCAACGCCAGAAGGCACUGACAGCUCGUCGGAUGAAUCACAUGGGUUUGUAGCCUCGCAACAGUCGACUUUGCAGACCCCUCCACCCGAGCCACCAAGGCCAGUGAAGCUUACCAUCAAACUUCGCGGACUCCGUACCUGCGAUGCCUCCUCCACCGACUCAUCUCGGGAACCAACCCCUGCCCCCAAAACGACACUACACACAGACCCUCGGACCGUGCCCGCAGAAGCAUCACCACUCAAGACUCCUGUAGUGCCCAAGCCCCUCACCCCCUGUUAUGAUUUUAUUGUGUGA
This is a messenger RNA of Bipolaris maydis ATCC 48331, 1008 nucleotides long. RefSeq lists its product as uncharacterized. The record is from RefSeq and is a predicted model, not a curated record. Gene Ontology annotation, molecular function: cysteine-type deubiquitinase activity. Gene Ontology annotation, biological process: protein deubiquitination. Lineage: Eukaryota; Fungi; Ascomycota; Dothideomycetes; Pleosporales; Pleosporaceae.